AUGACGCCGACUUUGGGAGCCAAUGGUUCUCGCGUAUCUUCUUUUUGGUUGCGAAUAAAGAACCCGCGAUCAAAACGUGCCACGGAACAGUCCACCCAAUGGACUUCUUCGAUUUUUUCCCUGGAUCCUGACGCGUUAGGCGAUCUUGUACAAUCCAAAGAUGUCCAGGGGUUCUAUGCCCUCGGCGGGGUAAAAGGUUUGGAGGAAGGACUGCGAACCGACGUCCACUCCGGUCUGAGCCUGGACGAGACCUACCUGGGUGUUCCUGUGAAUGUCACAGCGAGUACUACAAGCACUGCGCCGACAGAAAAGAUCGCUAUCUCUGAGCCCCCUGUCUCGAUAGAUCUUGGUUACGAUGCAUUCGUCGACAGAAGGAAAUUCUUCGGGGACAAUCGCCUACCCAUAAAACCAUCCCCGAGCUUUCUGUCAUUGAUGUGGGCAGCCUACAACGAUCAUGUCCUGUUCCUUCUAACUGGGGCUGCUAUUAUCUCGCUUGCUUUGGGGCUGUACCAAACAUUCGGAAGCAAGCAUGCUCGUAACGGCCCGCCCGUUGAAUGGGUGGAGGGCGUUGCCAUCCUCGUCGCUAUCAUCGUCAUUACUCUCGCCGGUGCCGCGAACGACUAUCAAAAGGAGUAUAAGUUCCGGAAACUCAAUAAAAAGCAGCAAGAUCGCAAUGUCUGGGUCCUUCGAUCCGCGAGGAUUCAUGAGGUUCCCAUCUCCGAGGUUCUUGUUGGUGAUAUCGUCAACAUCAGUCCUGGAGAUAUUGUGCCUGCUGAUGGCGUGUUGAUAAGGGGUCAUCAGGUCAAAUGCGAUGAGUCCUCAGCAACUGGCGAGUCCGACCCGGUCGAUAAGAGCACUAUCGAUACAACUUGUCCUGAUAGCUCUCCUGAGAUCGACCCUUUCAUCCUCUCUCAUACCAAGAUCGUGGAAGGUGUCGGUGAAUAUCUUGUCUUGGCCACAGGCACAAAAUCAAGCUACGGAAGAAUCCUCCUCUCUCUCAACACCGACCCAGGGUUCACUCCGCUUCAAGUACGGCUCAGCAAUCUCGCAAAGAACAUCGCCCGCUUUGGUGCACUUGCGGCACUUAUGCUGUUUGUAAUCUUGUUCAUCAAGUUCUGUGUAGGCCUUCGGAAUAGCAUCGAAUCCGCCUCGGAAAAGGGACAAUCUUUUUUGAAUGUCUUCAUACUGGCCUUGACUGUUGUUGUGAUCGCAGUCCCUGAAGGGCUUCCCUUGGCGGUUACACUUGCGUUGUCAUUUGCUACUACUCGAAUGAUGAGAGACAAUAACUUGGUUCGACAGCUCCGAGCAUGCGAAACUAUGGGACAAGCCACGGAUAUCUGUUCAGACAAGACGGGAACGUUGACACAGAAUGAAAUGACUGUUGUCUCGGGUUUCUUUGGUGCUACCUCACAAUUUACUGAUCGAGCUAGCAGCCCAGACAUUGCGGGUGAAGAAAAUUCCUCGUCAGUGGCAAAAUGCAUCAGCCGGCUCUCGGGUCAAUCGAGGUCGCUUCUGAGGCAAUCUAUUGCGAUCAACUCGACAGCCAUUGAAAGUCAAUAUGCUGGAGGUCGGCAGUUUCUUGGGUCCCAAACAGAGGCCGCCUUACUGAGAUUCUCCCAGGACUAUCUCGAACUAGGUCAGGUUGACUUUGAUCGUGCCAGCGCGGAAAUUGUGGACCUUUUGCCUUUUGAUGCUUCUCGCAAAUACAUGAUCACAGUUGUCAAACUAGCCAGCGGGUUAUAUCGAUUAUACGUGAAGGGUGCUCCUGAGAUUCUCCUUGGGAAAUGUGUGGCCACAAUUGCACAGCCGAUGCAAGGGCUUGGUACUACUUCAACCACGGAGGAUGGCAUUGAACAAAUACGCCACAAAAUUGCUCAGUACUCCUCGCAAUCCUUGCGCACAAUUGCAAUCUGUUUCCGUGAUGUGGAGGAUUUACCUUACAGGGACGAGGAUGGAACUGUCGACUUCGAGAAGCUGAUGAAAGAGCUUACAUUUCAAGGAAUUCUGGGUCUACAAGACCCUCUACGGGCCGAUGCUUGGGGUGCUGUAGAUACCAGCCAUAAAGCAGGUCUCACUGUGCGCAUGGUUACCGGUGACAACCUUCUAACGGCAAGAGCGAUCGCUGAAGAAUGUGGUAUCAUCAAUGGUCCAGAUGAUCUUGUGAUGGAAGGCGAUAAAUUUCGUGCGCUAAAUGAAUCACAGCAGAAGGAGAUAGUUCCGCACCUCAAGGUUCUUGCUCGAUCUCGGCCGGAUGAUAAGCGGGUUCUGGUCCAGCGUCUGAGGGAUCUUGGGAGAGUUGUUGCUGUUACUGGCGACGGUACCAACGAUGCCCCUGCCCUGGCAGCUGCUGAUAUUGGGUUCUCGAUGGGAAUAUCUGGGACCGAAAUUGCUCGUGAGGCUUCCUCUAUUGUCCUGAUGGACGAUACAUUUUCUUCUAUUGUCAAGGCUAUCAUGUGGGGAAGAGCAGUCAGCGAUGCUGUCAAGAAAUUCUUGCAGUUCCAAAUUACCAUCACCUUCACCUCUGUGGGCCUGGCAUUUGUCUCGGCGGUAGCCAACUCGUCGCAGGAGUCGGUUUUGACACCAGUGCAGCUCAUGUGGGUAAACCUCUUUCAAGACACUCUAGCAGCUCUGGCGCUAGCUACCGACCCCCCUCCUCGUCGGAUCCUUGACCGCAAGCCCGAACCAACAUCUACACCUCUGAUUACUCCGACCAUGUGGAAGAUGAUCAUUGGCCAAUCUGUGUAUCAGAUGGUAGUAACACUCGUUCUACUGCUAUUUUCAACACUUUAUGUCUGGAUGCAGAUAUUCAACAUGUACAACAAUCGACAAACUGAGCGAUCAUUUAACCUCAUCGAAGGGAUUCAUCAUAACUGGCUUUUCAUAGCAGUCACCUGCGUCAUGACGGGCGCUCAAAUUCUAAUUAUGUUCGUCGGUGGGCGGGCAUUCUCAAUCACGAAGUUGACUGGUGAUCAAUGGGCAUAUUCAGUCAUUCUCGGUGCAGUAUCUAUCCCCAUCGGGUUCCUUCUGCAAUCCAUUCCCACUGUCGUUGUCGAGAAACCAAUGGCAGGUCUGGGGAGGCUAUGGGACCGCUUGCGCCGUCGGUGA
Molecule: messenger RNA, 3105 nt
Organism: Penicillium mononematosum
Lineage: Eukaryota; Fungi; Ascomycota; Eurotiomycetes; Eurotiales; Aspergillaceae
Product: cation-translocating P-type ATPase
Exons: 5
Coding region: 1-3105 (1034 amino acids)
Biological process (GO): calcium ion transmembrane transport; intracellular calcium ion homeostasis
Cellular component (GO): intracellular membrane-bounded organelle; membrane
Molecular function (GO): P-type calcium transporter activity; ATP hydrolysis activity; ATP binding
Source: RefSeq, a predicted model, not a curated record